Messenger RNA from Neomonachus schauinslandi (Hawaiian monk seal), 1171 nucleotides. RefSeq names its product transmembrane epididymal protein 1A-like. The record is from RefSeq and is a predicted model, not a curated record. The transcript has a single exon. The coding region runs from base 129 to 1016 and encodes 295 amino acids. Lineage: Eukaryota; Metazoa; Chordata; Mammalia; Carnivora; Phocidae.
UGGAGUUGGAUCAGGAAGAUCUCACCGCAGCUUAGAAGCAGCAACUCUAACUUGUGAGGAGAGCGCUGCGAGGUUGCUGCUCACCUCCCCGCUCUCGCUCUGCUGGCCCCAACACACACACCGAGACCAUGGGCACCUUCCAGGGACACCUGCUGGCGGGGAUAUUCUUCCUCAUCUUCUCCCUUUACUACUCAGUGAUGGUGUCCUUGGCCCUGCUGCGGGGACAGAGGUCUCUCAGCUCCCCUUUGCCCCCAAGGGAGAAGCGAGGACACAGGUGGUGGCAGCUGAUAUCUGUGCAAGGGAUGAUGAAGUUGGUCGUCUCCCUGGGUGGCAUCAUUCCUGAGUUCUUCUACCCCCCUGGAGUAAACCGGAUGAGGAUAAUAGACUGGGAGGACCCUCGGCGGCCAUUCUUGUUCUGUGACAACUGGGAUCAUGUCACCAUGUAUGGGUUUUUCAUGCUCAGCGGCGUGGUGGACAUUGUGAGCCAGUCAUGUCAAGCACGGCAGAACGUCAAGCUGGAGCGAGCAGCUGAGGCCCUGGCCUUCUGGGUGCUGACACUGUUGAUGGUUGCCCACCUGGAGAACAAGGGCACCUUGGAGAUCCGCGUCCAUGGGCUGUUCGUAGCGCUCACCUUCCUGGUUAGCCUGGUGCUCACCAUAGAGGUCUGGGUCCCUGACCAACCCACGCUGUGGGUGCUCAAGACCUGGAUGGGGCUGGUGCUCAGCAGCUGGAUGCUGCAGCUCUCCGUGCUAAUGUACGUUCCUCCCUUGGGGCAGCCCUGGAGAGCAGAAAACCCUGGGGACCUCGCCUUCCUCCCCAUCUUCUUCUGCUGGCACCUGGGCUUGGGGGUGGCCAUACUGGCCACUGUCUAUGGUCUCUGCAGCCUCUGGCACCAUCGCUUCUCCUCCUGGAGGGAGGUCCCAGGUGCCAAGUACCAGCUGUGUCCCAGAGGCUACGGCAACGAAGAGCUGGAGAAGCUGGGGACAGAGGCCAUGCUGCAGGAUGGGGGCAUCUAGGUAUAGAAUCUGUCUUUAUGCUCUGCCUGUUGUCAGGAGAGUUUGGAGGGCGCCCACGGUGUGCGUAGCCCGGAAACAUCCUGGGAUCUACAAUGUGGGCUUCUGUCACGGGAGUCACCUUCCCUGUUCCUAAAUAAACCUUUCAGCUCCUCGGA